Molecule: messenger RNA, 681 nt
Organism: Colletotrichum paranaense
Lineage: Eukaryota; Fungi; Ascomycota; Sordariomycetes; Glomerellales; Glomerellaceae
Exons: 1
Coding region: 1-681 (226 amino acids)
Biological process (GO): glycerolipid catabolic process
Molecular function (GO): triacylglycerol lipase activity
Source: RefSeq, a predicted model, not a curated record
AUGGCACAAUACGGAAAUGCUCCUAAUCAGUCAAUCUUGGUCAAGGGCUUGAAGAUGGCGUAUCGUUGGUUGGGACCGAACGAUGGGAUUCCGGUGAUUCAUCUCGUAUCAUUCAGGUCAGUCCACAUCAGCCAGCAUCCAGGUGAAGAGUGUAGUCUCACACCAACCAGGGCUACAAUGAGCCAGAUAGAUCCGGUUUCUAUGAAUAAGAUAGCCGAGAAGCGGCCAGUCAUUCUCUUUGAUAACGCUGGUGUCGGCAGAUCCGAAGGACAAGUGCCUACAUCUUACGCAGGCUGGGCGGAUUAUUGCGCAGAACUCAUCGUACAACUCGGAUUUAAUCAAGUGGAUGUCUUAGCCUUUUCGAUGGGUGGAUGCGCGGCUCAGAUGCUGGCUUUGAAUUAUCCAGCUUUGGUUCGCCGUCUGAUCCUCAUUGGAUCCCUUCCAAGUAUUGGACCAGGAGUCAUACUCCCGCCGCCCGCACCCUUUCAGGGUAUCCGUAUGGCACAUGAACAUGAGUCUCAGGAAGCUGCGCUGCUGAAAUUUUGUUUUCACUCUUCAGAUGCCAGUCAAGCAGCGGGGAGAGCGACGUUUCGGAGAAUGCUUGCGGCCAGAGAUGAUUGGUCCGAUUUGAUUGUGCCGAUAGCACCCGACGUCAAGUACAGGCGUUUGCUAAGUUUAUGA